ACUGAACUUGAAGCAGCUUAUUUACUGGCAUCUUCCAAGCUGGAAGGAAGGUUUCCCAUAAGAGCAGACACUUUGGAGCUGAUUUUAUUUUUCCUGACCACACAGGUUAGUAAUUCAGUUUGUGGCUGAAUAAUGGCAGAAACUCCCCUGAGUGAAUGGAAAACUCCUCUAUUCGGCGUUUGUCAAGAUGUCAAUACUUGUUGCUAUGGCUUCUGGUGCUGCAGCUGCCUUGCCUGCACUGUUUCAAGAAGAUUUAAACAGAGCUUUUGUCUGCCAAUAUGUGACAUACUGAGUCCUGCUAUAUUUACACCCAUGGGGAUUCCCAUUUUUGUUCCCCCAGCAGCAUUGACUCUGAGGGCAUCCAUUCGGAACAGAUAUGGAAUAAAGGGUACAGCCAUCAAUGACAUUGUAACAUCUUGUUUUUGUGUCUGGUGCUCCUGGUGUCAGAUGGAUCGUGAGCUAAAGGAAAGAAAUAGAGCUCCUGCUGUCAUUAACACAAGGCCCAAAAGUGUUGUCAAUGUUCAGGUUAAUCCAGUCAUGAAGGUUGAUGAAAACCCUGAAUCACAACAUGAUAGUUUUGGGGCUCCGUAUGUUAACCCAGAACCUGCUCCACCUCCUAACAGUUUUUGAGGCUCAGUAUCUUAAUCCAAAUACACCUCAAUAUUCUCGUUAUUCUAUGAGCAAUUAAAAACUGGCCAGACAGAUCUGCAGAACUUGGGUUUCAUCGAUGAUGUUUUUUCUUUUUCUGGAAAAGCCAAUUUAUAUGGAAGAGGAUUAGGGCCACUGAAAAAAAAAAAAGUUAGCGGAUUUUUAAAUUUUAUUUCAGUUUAG
Cyprinodon tularosa is the source of this 831-nucleotide messenger RNA. Its product is annotated as cornifelin homolog B-like. Bases 133 to 630 code for a protein of 165 amino acids. The record is from RefSeq and is a predicted model, not a curated record. Lineage: Eukaryota; Metazoa; Chordata; Actinopteri; Cyprinodontiformes; Cyprinodontidae. The transcript is spliced from 4 exons.